UUGAAUAAGGUUUCAUUUUUGUCCAUUCACUUGUUGUGAUUACACCACCAUGGCUUCACAAAAGUCAAUGUCCAAAAAAGAAGGAAAGUCAACCCCAGCUCCAAAGGAAGAACAAGCUUCCGGAGCAGCAGAACCAGCAUUAGCAGCCGAUCCUAAACUAACAACGCCAGCACUGGAAACGGCUGCUUCUGCCUCAACUACAACACCAGAGUCAGCUACAAAACCUCCUGAAAAAGUCACCCCUGCACCUGGACCAGCCCCAGUGGUAGCGGCCCCAGAACCAGCUAAAGCACCAGCUUCUCCUCCAAAUCCAGCUUUCAAAUGUGAUCCUGUCGCUGUGGGUAAUCUCAGUGCUCAACAGCUUGAAGAGUUCAAAGAAGCUUUCCUGCUGUUCGCCGGAACUCCCUCAGGGGAGAUGAAGAUUUCACUAGCUCAGUGUGGAGAUGUGAUGAGAGCUUUGGGUCAGAACCCAACCAAUGCUGAAGUUUUGAAUGUUCUUGGAAAACCAAAGCCUGAAGAGAUGGAAUCCAAACUGAUCGACUUUGAGACAUUCCUGCCUAUGUUUCAACAAGUUUCAAAGUCUACUGAAAGGGGCACAUUUGAAGAUUUUGCGGAAGGCCUAAGGGUCUUUGACAAAGAAGGCAAUGGAACAGUCAUGGGGACUGAACUCCGCCAUGUGCUUGCUACUUUGGGUGAGAGACUGUCUGAGGGUGAAGUGGAUCAGUUGCUGGCAGGGCAGGAGGACACAAAUGGUUGUAUUAACUAUGAAGCUUUUAUAACACAUGUCAUGGCUGGCUGAGUGAUCUCUUCUGGUACAGUAGCAGCCUCACAUUCAUGUCAGCA
This is a messenger RNA of Sinocyclocheilus anshuiensis, 843 nucleotides long. Its product is annotated as myosin light chain 4-like. Gene Ontology annotation, cellular component: myosin II complex. The coding region runs from base 50 to 799 and encodes 249 amino acids. NCBI's taxonomy places the organism in Eukaryota, Metazoa, Chordata, Actinopteri, Cypriniformes, Cyprinidae. The record is from RefSeq and is a predicted model, not a curated record. The transcript has 7 exons. Gene Ontology annotation, molecular function: calcium ion binding.